This is a messenger RNA of Brassica napus (rape), 1761 nucleotides long. RefSeq names its product eukaryotic peptide chain release factor subunit 1-2. Gene Ontology annotation, cellular component: cytosol; translation release factor complex. Bases 279 to 1586 code for a protein of 435 amino acids. The transcript is spliced from 2 exons. Gene Ontology annotation, molecular function: translation release factor activity, codon specific; sequence-specific mRNA binding. NCBI's taxonomy places the organism in Eukaryota, Viridiplantae, Streptophyta, Magnoliopsida, Brassicales, Brassicaceae. The record is from RefSeq and is a predicted model, not a curated record. Gene Ontology annotation, biological process: cytoplasmic translational termination.
AAAAAAACUUUAGACCAUACACGAACAAACCAAAAAAACGGCUAGUGUCAAAGGCUUUCCAACACAGCUGGCUAAUUAAGCUGAUUUCUUAAUUAGUGGGCUUUUGAGUUAAGAAAAGCCCAAUAUCUUCUUGUCGGAUGUCUGAAAAUUCCUAGCACGUGAGUUCCACGUGGGGGAAAGGAACUGAGAAAACCCUAAGCGAAUCACUUGUUGGGAGGAGACGCUGCCGGAGUCGCUGAUAGAGAGAGAAACAGGUUCGUUUUCCGAUCUAACGAAAAAUGGCAGAUCAAGAGGCAGACACCAACAUCGAGAUCUGGAAAAUCAAGAAACUGAUCAAAGGCCUCGAGUCCGCAAGAGGCAACGGCACGAGCAUGAUCUCCCUCAUCAUGCCGCCUCGCGACCAAGUCUCCCGCGUCACCAAGAUGCUCGGCGACGAGUACGGAACCGCCUCCAACAUCAAGUCCCGCGUCAACCGCCAGUCCGUCCUCUCCGCCAUCACCUCCGCUCAGCAAAGGCUGAAGCUUUACAACAAAGUCCCCACCAACGGUCUCGUCCUCUACACGGGAACCAUCGUCAACGACGAUGGUAAGGAGAAGAAAGUCACGUUCGACUUCGAGCCUUUCAGGCCCAUUAACGCUUCCUUGUACUUGUGUGACAACAAGUUUCAUACUGGUGCGUUGAAUGAGCUGUUAGAGAGUGAUGAUAAGUUUGGUUUUAUCGUGAUGGAUGGUAACGGGACGUUGUUUGGGACUUUGAGUGGGAACACUAGAGAGGUGCUUCAUAAGUUCACUGUCGAUUUGCCGAAGAAGCACGGGAGAGGAGGGCAGUCUGCUCUUCGAUUCGCGAGGCUAAGGAUGGAGAAGAGGCAUAACUACGUGAGGAAGACUGCAGAGCUCGCGACGCAGUUUUAUAUUAACCCUGCUACUAGUCAGCCGAAUGUCGCGGGUUUGAUCCUUGCUGGUUCGGCGGAUUUCAAGACCGAGCUUAGCCAGUCUGAGCUGUUCGAUCCGCGUCUUCAAGCUAAGAUCUUGAACGUGGUUGACGUCUCCUACGGAGGCGAGAACGGUUUCAACCAAGCGAUUGAGCUCUCUGCUGAGAUUUUGUCUAAUGUGAAGUUCAUUCAGGAGAAGAAGCUGAUAGGGAAGUACUUCGAGGAGAUUAGUCAGGACACGGGGAAGUACGUGUUCGGCGUGGAGGACACUCUCAAGGCGUUGGAGAUGGGUGCUAUCGAGACGUUGAUUGUGUGGGAGAAUCUUGAUAUCAACAGGUACGAGCUGAAGAACAGCACGAGUGGGGAGAUAGUGGUGAAGCACUUUGGGAAAGAUCAGGAGACUGAUCAGAGUAACUUCCACGACGCGGAGACUAACGCUGAGCUUGAAGUCCAGGAGAAGAUGCCUCUGUUGGAAUGGUUUGCGAAUGAGUACAAACGUUUUGGGUGCACGCUUGAGUUUGUGACUAAUAAGUCGCAAGAAGGGUCGCAGUUCUGUAGAGGGUUCGGUGGGAUCGGUGGUAUGCUUCGUUACCAGCUUGACAUGAGGACGUUUGAUGAGUUGUCGGAUGGUGAAGUUUAUGAGGAUUCUGAUUAGAGUGGGAACACUUUUGGUGCUGGUUUUGGAUCGAUACAGUGAUUGGUCUUUUAUCAAAGCUUUUGUCUCUUUCUUAAGCUUUUUUAUUUUCUCGGACAGUUUAAUGUGUUUGCUAGACAGUUUUUUGUUGUAAUUGAUUCUAUUUUGGAGGUUCUGGACAUCUUUUUAGUUUCUA